AUGAGAAAUCCAAGACUCUCAUACUGCCAAGCUACCCCUCACUCACCCCAUCUGUCCUCAACGGCUUCUUUUCGACCCACAACGACUCCGAGGUCCCGAGCCGUCACCCGCUGCAGCCGUAGAUCCCAUGAUUUGAGGAAAAUAGCUGUGCCGCAUCGGUGCCGGCUUACUCGAAAUAGAACAGCGCUCACAACAGUACGAUUGUACUUUAGUACUAUUUACUUACACGCGGUACUACUUAGUGCUCGGCGGGCAACGUUCGUCUUGAUGCACGACAACUUGUGCCACGUAUCGGGAAAUUGCAAGUCGUACCAAAGGCCAACUUUCGACCUGCAAUUGUUCUCUGGACCGGGAAGCAUUAACGUCUGA
Molecule: messenger RNA, 369 nt
Organism: Bipolaris victoriae FI3
Lineage: Eukaryota; Fungi; Ascomycota; Dothideomycetes; Pleosporales; Pleosporaceae
Exons: 1
Coding region: 1-369 (122 amino acids)
Source: RefSeq, a predicted model, not a curated record